This is a messenger RNA of Engraulis encrasicolus (European anchovy), 1945 nucleotides long. RefSeq names its product mitochondrial translational release factor 1-like (gene mtrf1l). Gene Ontology annotation, biological process: translational termination. Bases 193 to 1563 code for a protein of 456 amino acids. NCBI's taxonomy places the organism in Eukaryota, Metazoa, Chordata, Actinopteri, Clupeiformes, Engraulidae. Gene Ontology annotation, molecular function: translation release factor activity. The transcript is spliced from 7 exons. The record is from RefSeq and is a predicted model, not a curated record.
GGCACAUGCGUAGUUGUUCCAAUAUGUCUGCGCCCUGAAGAAAUGCAUGAAAACACCGAUGUCCUGUCAAUUUAGCUCCUGAUAAAUGCACCCUUGUCAACGAUCAACUCUCUGAAUGGAUUAUUUUCCGGCAGGAUUUAGAGUAUAGGGAGACGUUUUUAUUUGUGUCUGAUAAAUAGAAACAGCCUGUUUAUGAGUGUGUCAGUCAUGACACCUUACAGGACAUUAUUCAGUUGUGUAACUUCUGUUCCUAAAUGCUUGUUGGCUAAGGUUUGUGGGCCCUGUCGAGUACACUGUCCACAAAGACUACACUACAGAAAUGUAAGCCUAUUCUCAAAACACAGCAAUGUUAGACAUGAAACCUAUUCUCUCCCAAAAUGUGGCCACACGACAUUACUCCGUGGGCUUCAUGGGUCGCAGUCAUUAUUUCUGUCAAAGAUUCUGUCGGUGGAGGAAAUCUUCUCAAAGCCGCUGAUGCAGGAGUACUUGAGGAAAGUCGAAGACGAGUACGACACCUGUUUGAAAAGUUUAAAUGCAACGGAUGGUGAUAGCGGCGACGAGGAGGAACUGAGUCGGAAGAGGACGCGAGUAUCUAUCUUAUCCUCUCUGGUGCAGCAAAUCAGAGAUCUGAAGUUAAAGCAGAAAGAGUUUGAAGAAACUGAGGCAUUGCUGAAAGAUAAUGACCCUGAGUUGCGAGAGCUGGCAGAAAUGGAAAGAGAGUCUUUUCAGACUGCUAUUGAGGACAUGCGCCAAACGGUCAUGUCUCUCCUUAUUCCUGCUGAGGAAUCCGACAUGAGUGAUCUGGUCCUGGAGGUGACAGCUGGAGUCGGAGGACAGGAGGCGAUGCUCUUCACAGCGGAGGUGUUCGACAUGUACCAGGGCUAUGCUGCUUUCCAAGGCUGGGGGUUUGACAUACUGGACUAUUCUACCAGUGAAAUAGGUGGGCUGAGACAUGGCAGUGCCAGCAUUAGCGGGCCCCUGAGCUACAAGAAGAUGAAGUUUGAAGCGGGAGUCCACCGCGUGCAGAGGGUCCCCAAGACGGAGAAUAAGGGCCGAGUGCACACCAGCACCAUGACGGUGGCCGUGCUGCCUCAGCCCACAGAGAUUACACUCACUAUUCAGCCAAAGGAUCUCAAGAUUGAGACCAAGAGGGCGAGUGGGGCCGGUGGACAGCAUGUGAACACAACAGACAGUGCUGUGCGAAUCGUACAUAUCCCCACAGGAGUGGUAGCCGAAUGCCAACAGGAACGGUCCCAGUUAAAGAAUAAGGAGACUGCCAUGAAGGUGCUCAGAGCCAAGCUGUACAGCAUGAAACUGGAGGAGGAGACAAGUCGCAGAUACCAGACGCGCAAAUUACAGAUUGGUACCAAAGGAAGGUCGGAAAAAAUCAGAACCUACAAUUUUUCCCAAGAUCGCAUCACAGACCAUCGUAUCGGGAAAACGGUGCACGACGUCCGAGGAUUUCUGUUGGGAGAGGACCUGUUGGAUGAUAUGAGUCUGUCUUUGCAGCAGUUUUCCGAGCAAGAAACCCUCCUGGAAGUCAUAGGGGACAAUGGCAGCUAGCAGCUGAUCACAAAGACAUUAUGUAUAUAACAAAUGUAUAUAACGCUGACAGCUUUGGCAGAGCCCAGGACAAAGUCAUCUGAAAGGGCCCCCCAUCCCAAUAGAUACAAUGCAAUGAGGACCCAAUUAUGCCCCUUCUCCCCCCGGGCCUGAGACAACUGUCCCCUUUGUCCCCCCCUCCCAGUCGGCACCCCUGAUAACGGCAUAGAACUACAGGGCAGGCUGCUAUGGACUAUCCAUUACACCAGUCCUUUCUGCCAGUGCUGAACAGCAAUUUUAUUUGAAAUGUCUUCCUUUGACAUCAAAUACGACAAGCAAGCGUCCCCGAAUUAAUUAUUCUGUUCAGUUCUUGUGUCUGUAUAAUAAAUAAGAAUGACAUUUU